This is a messenger RNA of Acipenser ruthenus (sterlet), 1829 nucleotides long. RefSeq names its product mediator of RNA polymerase II transcription subunit 15-like. The record is from RefSeq and is a predicted model, not a curated record. The transcript has 5 exons. The coding region runs from base 413 to 1327 and encodes 304 amino acids. NCBI's taxonomy places the organism in Eukaryota, Metazoa, Chordata, Actinopteri, Acipenseriformes, Acipenseridae.
GGGCGGGACGGUCCCUUACCCCUGCCAGUUUCUGUUCACAGGGGCGUCAGACCCGGUUUCAAGUUACGACUUCUCCAGGCUCAGCGGUUCGGAUCAGCCCGGCAUUGGAACCCGCAGCAAACUCUAUCAGCCUCACUCUCAGGUGCGCUGGUCAGACGGUGAGACUCUGACUCUAAUAGAUAUAAUCUCUCAGCUGGGUGUGAUUGAGGAGCUGGAGAGACCCAGGCAGAGAAACUACGUUAUCUACCAGCAUGCAGUGCAGGUGCUGGCCAGCAGGGGCAUAAUUCGCAACAUCGUGCAGGUGAGAGAUAAAUUUAAAAAGCUUAAAUACAGUUACCUCGCCGUUCGGGACGCUUGCAAAAAAGGACCGGCUGGCAAAGAGGCCCAGUCUCGCUUCCGGUUCUGGAGCCAAAUGGACCAGCUGAUGAGCCAGAAACCCGCUGUGAAGAAACCGCCACACCAGACCCAGCACCAGACCCAGGACCAGCACCAGAUCCAGACCCAGACCCAACACCAGACCCAGACCCAACACCAGACCCAGAUCCAGCACCAGAUCCAGACCCAGACCCAACCCCAGAACCAGCAACCGAUCCAGAACCAGACCCAGACCCAGAACCAGACCCAUACCCAGCACCAGACCCAGACCCAGGACCGUGGGGAGGAAGGAGGAGGGAUGCAGAAUCACAAUUCACACACAAGCCAGACUCGCCUCAGCCCUGCGUUCCCUCCCCCCCCUCCCUCCCCUCCACCCGAAAACAGCUUCAUAAUGGGGGGGCCGCCCCCAUCCGCCCAGUCCAGCCAGUCUUCAAACCACUGCUCCCAGUUCCACCCCCCAGCGACCCUCGUCUCCGUUUACAGCGCCCUGCAGCCCUCGUUCCAGUUUGACUCUGGGAGUGCUGGGAGCAGUGGGAGCACUCCCGCCCCCUCCAGCGCCUUGCCUCCGAGUCCCGCGAGCUCAAACUCCCAGUCUGGGGAUCAGGAGCUGCCCAUUACUCCCAGCUCUGCCGCCUCUGAUAAUGAAGGAGAUGCUCCCUGCAGAACAGAACGCUCCUUAUUUUUCCUCAAGACGAAGAGGAGGAGGAGGAGGAGGAGGAGGAGGAAGGAGAGGGGAGGGGGUCAGCGUUGCUGCUGCUGCGAGGGAGGCCAGCUGUCCCAGAAUGUCACUCUGCUGCUGCGGCAGCUGGUCCGAGCCCAACGCUCCUCGAACAGGCUGGCCCGCAUCACCCUGGCGGAGCUGCGCAGGUCCAGGGAGCUCCAGGAGAGAGCGGCCAGGCAGGAGAGCCGGAGACUGGACAGGGAGACCAUCGACGCAGCCACUGACCGCUGAGCCUGCCUCUUCACAUUACAAGCAGAAUUACAGCAGCACUGUUUGUGAUAGGAGACCGCAGCAUAAAGAACUACAGCUCCCAGCAUGCCUCGCCAUGCCAGCGGGUGCAGAGGCAUGCUGGGAGCUGUAGUCCUAUAGCCAGGGCUGGAGCGAUUCACUGUGUCUCGAUGAAUCGCGAUGCUUUCUUUACAUGAUGUGUCGUAAUAGAGGUCUGUAUCGCUUGUGAUAGGAGACCGCAGCAUAAAGAACUACAGCUCCCAGCAUGCCUCGCCAUGGCCGCGGGUGCAGAGGCAUGCUGGGAGCUGUAGUCCUAUAGCCAGUGCUGGAGCGAUUCACUGUGUCUCGUUGAAUCGCGAUGCUUUCUUUAAACAUCAGGGCUGGGAAUCAGACUCCCGCUGCACAGCAGUGUGAUCCAGUCCUGGUUUCACUAGGAGUUUAAUAAGCUUGUUAUCCGGAUUCAUUUUUCUUUGAAUAAAUGAGAAACCAAGCUGUGUUUAUGUCA